AUGAGGCCAACGCACUCACUCCUCCUCCUGCUGUUCCUCCUCGCCUGCCUGGGCCCAAAGCCAGGAGAUGCGGCCGCAACGCUGCAGCCAGCUGGAGGCAGGGACAAUUUGGCGGACCUGGUACCAGUCGUCAUUCAUCUGGCACCACCAGCACAAGCAGCAUCAAUGCCUGAAAGUGACAAAACAAAGAGCACCGACAGCAAGGCAGCUGAUCCCAGCCAGAAGAAUGAUCAAUCAUUGUACGUGGCCAAUGGCACGGGGCAGCGAGGGGCUGCGGCAACAAAGACCAAAUUGGUUGACGAUGCCAGCCAGGCAGACGCGCAAAUGCCCUUAUCCAGCGAACAGACCCGUCAGCCCAACGCUGAGGAAAUUGUCUUUGAGCGCAUCUUGCCAGCCACCCAGUCAAACUAUCACAAUUCGGUUGAGGAGUGUGACCCAGAUUUGCUGGGCUUUGAAAUUAUCACGGGUAAUGUCAUUUACAGUUAUGUUUUCUCAGCGCCGGGAAGACUGCUGGACUCAUUACCCGGCACCUUGAUGCUCACAGACUGUUUGGAAUCUUGUCAGAGCAAUGAAACAUGUCAGGCCGUCAACUAUGAGACAGGACUUUGUGUUCUAUUUUCAUCUAAUGCUGAUAUUUUGCCAGGUGCCCUGACAAAAUCACAAUUUCCAGUUUUUACGAUAUAUGCACAAAAAACCUGCUUGGGAGUGCGCCCGUGUGCCAGAGCUUGGUGCAUUGAUCGCGUCCAAAACUACAGACUGGAUGGACAUGCAAAACGGGUCAUUUCGGUCACCUCUCGUCGUGAUUGCCUCGAGCUGUGUCUCGGAGAAACUGAAUUCAUAUGCAGGUCGGCAAACUAUUAUCGCGAUUCAAAUACUUGUGAGCUGGCCGAAAUGGACCGCUUUACGUUGGCGGGUUCGAACUCCUUCCAGGCGCAUGUCGGCACAGAAUAUUUGGAAAACAAUUGUGCGGAGGAACCAAAUAAACUCUGUGAAUUCAAGCGCUUGCCGGGCAGAAUUCUGAAAACUGUGGACUCGGUAUAUCAAGAUGUUGGCAGCGUUGACGAGUGCCGCGACCUGUGUCUCAAUUCGCCAUACAGAUGCCAUUCGUAUGAUUACGGGGACACCGGCGACAUGGUCUGUCGACUCUCGCACCACAGUCGGGCAACGCUUUCGGACGUGCAAGAUCCCUAUUUGGAGGUGCCUGAGGCGUCUACCUAUGAGCUGUCAUCCUGCUAUAAUGUGACCAUCGAAUGCGGCGCCGGAGACAUGGUCGCUCGCAUACGCACAUCGAAGCUCUUCGAUGGCAAGGUCUACGCCAAGGGCGCGCCCAAAUCUUGUGCCGUGGACGUGAGCGGUUCGUUGGACUUUGAGAUACGCAUGGGCUACCAGAAUCUCGAGUGCAAUGUGCGUCAAAGUGGUUCGGGUCGCUACAUGAACGAUGUGGUCAUUCAGCACCACGACACCAUAGUCACGUCUUCAGAUCUCGGCCUGGCAGUUACCUGUCAAUAUGAUCUGACCAACAAGUCGGUGACAAAUGAUGUUGACCUGGGCGUGAAGGGCGAUGUGGAGACAGCGCUCUCCGAGGAGGUUAUCGUCGAUUCGCCCAAUGUAUUAAUGAGAAUCACUUCGAGAGACGGUUCCGAUAUGAUGCGCUCCGCAGAGGUGGGCGAUCAGCUAGCUCUCAACUUUGAAAUAGCCGACCCACAGAGCCCCUAUGAAAUAUUCGUACGUGAACUCGUGGCGAUGGAUGGCGCUGAUAACGCAGAGAUAACGCUCAUAGACUCACAAGGCUGUCCCACAGAUCACCUAAUCAUGGGGCCUAUCUACAAAAGCGCUUUGUCGGGCAAGAUUCUAUUUUCGAAUUUCGAUGCCUUCAAGUUCCCAUCGAGUGACGUCGUACAGUUCCGUGCUCUAGUAACGCCCUGUAUGCCCAGCUGUGAGCCGGUGCAAUGCGAACAGGACGAUAUUACGGCGGAGUUUAGGACACAAGUAUCUUAUGGACGCCGGCGGAGGCGCGAGACCUUUGCAGAAUCAAAUGUCGUGGGUCAUCAGCAGCAUCAGUUGUGGCGCACAAGUCGCGAGGCCAAAUCUGGCAUGGGCAAGAACAAGCCCAGCCAGGAGGAUUUGCUUCUGGUGCAAUCGAUUCAGAUAACCGAUAAAUUUGGCUUCGCUAAGAAGCAGCAAUCGGAGCAGCAGACAAAUCGGGUCAGGGACUACGAUAAUUAUGACAAUGUGCUCUUUGUCAAUGACGCAGUGCCUGGCUUAUGCUUUGAUGGCAUCGGCUUUAUUGUUGCUGCCACCGUGUUUUUUGUGGCCCAGUUCAUUGUUAUUGCCAUUUGGUCAUUUUUAUACCGGCGACGACAAGUCCACCAGCCAUAUGUUAAUCACUUUCUGAAUGCGGCAACAAAGUACCGGGGCAAUGGCUGCAACAAUAUCACAUUUGAUAAAUAAUCUGAUAACCCCCACCCAGCGAGCGGACUCGAUGAUAUACCCACUUUGGCAGCCGGGCCCCAGCUUGGGAGCCCGAACUGCGGUAGUUAGUAUGUAAUUGGGGCCCCUUUUUGAAUUGUGAGAAAUCCUGGAGUCGGUGCAACAUGAUGCAAUAUUUUCGAUAUGAAAUCGUAGGAACGCGUAGCUUAAUUUAAGUGAACAAAUUAAAAAUAUAAACAAGUGAUAUUUCGAAA
Messenger RNA from Drosophila montana, 2684 nucleotides. RefSeq lists its product as uncharacterized. Lineage: Eukaryota; Metazoa; Arthropoda; Insecta; Diptera; Drosophilidae. The transcript is spliced from 8 exons. The record is from RefSeq and is a predicted model, not a curated record. Bases 1 to 2451 code for a protein of 816 amino acids.